AUGGAGAAUCCAGUCGAGGCAUGGGUUCUCAUGGCCUUGGUCAACAAGGACAUUGACGAUUUCGAUUACAAAAAUGCCUUGUUACUAGCAGAACGAUUGCAUGCACUCGACAAGACCAACGACGAAUACAAAUUUCUUUACGCGAAAUGCUUGUUUCUAUUGAGCGAUUACAACGGCAGCUAUUCUGUGCUCAAAACGGCAAAUUCAAUACCAUGCCGAAAUCUAUUUGCAAAAAGCUGUCUUGAACUGGGGAAUCAAGAACAAGCAGGAGAAUCCAUGGAACCGCGACAGGCGUUUUGGCGUGAAGGUGUCAAGGCUUUAACGACCGCCCUGGAUAUGCAUAAACGCGACUUUUCUGACGUACAUUAUUGGGGUGACGACUUGGCAAGCGUAAUGACACGAAGCCAUAUGCCAAGUAGAGGAUCCAUGGGCAAUCUACUGGGUGAACUCUAUGCCAAACUGGAAAAUAUCCAAGGAGCAGCACACAAGCUCUGGGAUAGUCUCGCUGACAAUCCAUUCAAGUUAUCAGCUUAUACCGCAUUAUGUGAUAUCGCACCGGAUGUGAUCGACUUUAAAGCGACAGCUGCUCUACCAAACGAUAUCUUUAAAGACUUCUCUGCCGACACAGUCCAUCUCGAGAAGAAACGCUCACAACCAUUCACAACAACACCAGCAGCACAGCAACAAUUACCUCGACCACCUUCAACAUCUAUUGUUGGCAUCACAUUCAAGGAUCCACAGCCAUCAAUAAGAUCAGAAUGCGAACCGUAUAUGCCAUCUCUCCGUCAUGAUUAUCAAGACGUAUCGUUAGAUCAGCUGCGAUUCCUCGUAUUCUUUUCGCAUAAACUGAAAGACAGUGACAUAACCGAUAUCGAGCCACAGCGUCAUAUAGAAAAAAGAAAAGACAUGGAGAUGGACAUGGUGAAACAAGAUAUCGAUAAAAUGAAAGCAGAAGAAGCAUACAAGAACAAGCAUGGUCUACACAAAAAGCCGCCAGCGGAGAAACCACAGCAUUUACAUGUUGAUCUAAUGCCUGGAGCGGAAGCGGGUUUAGCCACCACCGAUGACGACGAUACCCCACAAAAACAUGAAUUAGACACUUUGGGCGCUACUUUAAGCAGCAUGAUCGUCGUGAAACAACAACGUAAGAAAAGAAAAAAGAAAAAGAAGAAGGGUCGUUCAUAUUUUGGAUUGACAACAGCAACAGAUGAUGAUACACAAGCUAUUGGCAACAAUAACAGCAGCCAUGGUGCCAUUAUUCUCGAAGCCAUGAACCGAACGAUCGGGGUAUUGCGCGUCCUUGCUAACGGCUACAUAUACCACUCCUUCUAUCGAUGCCGAGAAGCAGCCUUGGUCUUGCAAGAGUUGGAUGAUGCGCAAUAUGACACCGCACGAGUACUGUGCAUCCUUGGCAAAGCCUAUUAUGACGCGGGGGAUUACCAAAGUGCACGCGUAUUUUUCCGACGGGCAUUUUGGCUAGCGCCGUGGUUCUGUGAUGGCGUGCCUAUCUAUUCGACCUGCUUGUGGUAUCUGGAGAAUGAGCUGGAGCUGAAUUUGCUGGCGUACAAGAUGAAGCAAAAUCGAUCUCAUCGCUAUGAAGCUUUUAUUGCGGCUGGUAAUUGGAGCAAGUGUGCCAAAGGAGGCAACGAGGCUUCCAAGUGGUUCCAAAAGGCGGUCGAGUAUGAUCCUUCCCGGUCGUAUGGCCAUGCCUUGCUGGGCUACGAAGAGUGGGAGAAGGGCAAUUGCUUGGGUGCCAAACUGCACUUUGCCAAUUGCAAGAUGGCAAACAGGCGAUCCUAUCUUGGAUGGUACGGGUUAGCAUCAGCAUACCAGGGAAUGGAACAAUUUGUACAAGCAAAAGGACUCCUAAAUGAAGCUGUGCGACUGCAUCCGUGCCACCCGGUUCUACUAGGCACCAUGGCUGAGGUAACGGGCUGA
This is a messenger RNA of Zychaea mexicana, 1938 nucleotides long. RefSeq lists its product as uncharacterized. Gene Ontology annotation, biological process: cell division. The record is from RefSeq and is a predicted model, not a curated record. Lineage: Eukaryota; Fungi; Mucoromycota; Mucoromycetes; Mucorales; Lichtheimiaceae. The coding region runs from base 1 to 1938 and encodes 645 amino acids. The transcript has 6 exons. Gene Ontology annotation, molecular function: protein binding.